This is a messenger RNA of Glycine soja, 1579 nucleotides long. Its product is annotated as E3 ubiquitin-protein ligase CIP8-like. Gene Ontology annotation, cellular component: cytoplasm. Lineage: Eukaryota; Viridiplantae; Streptophyta; Magnoliopsida; Fabales; Fabaceae. Bases 165 to 1232 code for a protein of 355 amino acids. Gene Ontology annotation, molecular function: ubiquitin protein ligase activity. Gene Ontology annotation, biological process: protein ubiquitination. The transcript has a single exon. The record is from RefSeq and is a predicted model, not a curated record.
AUGAAAGGAAGGCACUCACAUUCACAACGUGUGCGUAAAGAGAGCGAGAAACGGUGUGUGGGUUCCCGGUAAUCCGGAGGCGACAAGGCACGGACAUCUAAAUAGGGGUAUUUCCUUCAUUUCACUCCUCACCCUGUUGCCCCACACUUUCCAUCCAACCAACAAUGGCAGAUGUAACCACCUACCUCCGCCACCACCCCGACUCCGACCCCAACCCCAACCCCAAUCCCAACCCCAACCCCAACCCCGACGACGACCAAACCCUAAUUCCCUUUCCCUAUUGGGAUUUGGACUUCGAUUUCGACCCCGAAUUCCCCUCAAACACUCUCUCCUUCACCGACCGCGAAAAUCAGGUCAAUUUCAUCAUGGAUCUCUUCCACCAGAGCGUGGAGCAGUCGCAACUCACCGAUCCUCUCUCCAACGACGCCGUUUUCGGCGCCAUCGAUGGAAUCGAUUUAGGUUUCCCCGCCGCUGACGACUUCUUCGUCGGACAGAGAUUCUCCGUCGGAUCCGACGAAUCGCACACUCACCCACACACGCUCGCGGCGAACGACGACGGCGUCCUAGGGUUCUGCGCGCAUUCCAACGAAAACGACGACGUUGCAAGCAUCCCUCUCUGCUGGGACGCGCUUCAAUUAGAAGAAAACAACAACAACAACAACACCUACGAGGAUUUCGAGUGGGAGGAAGUGAUGGACGAGAGAGACGUUAUCAGCAUGCUAGAUGACACCGUUUCCGUUUCCCUCGGAAUUGAAGAGGAAACAGAAGCAGCAGCAGCAGAAGAAGAUGCAGAAUCUGAAGUCAGCAUUUUGGAGUGGCAAGUUUUAUUGAACUCCACCAAUUUGGAAGGACCGAAUUCGGAGCCUUAUUUCGGAGAUAGCGAGGAUUUCGUUUACACCGCGGAGUACGAAAUGAUGUUCGGGCAAUUCAACGACAAUGCAUUUAAUGGGAAACCUCCGGCCUCCGCCUCCAUCGUGAGGAGUCUUCCGUCGGUGGUUGUGACCGAAGCUGACGUGGCAAACGACAACAACGUGGUCGUCGUCUGCGCGGUUUGUAAAGAUGAGUUUGGUGUUGGGGAAGGGGUGAAGGUGUUGCCGUGUUCGCAUCGUUACCAUGGGGAGUGCAUUGUGCCGUGGUUGGGGAUAAGGAACACUUGUCCCGUUUGUCGCUAUGAGUUCCCCACUGAUGAUGCUGAUUAUGAGCGGAGGAAAGCGCAGAGAUCUGUAAUGUGAUGAUGAUGGUGAUGGGGUUAUUAUUAGGGUCAGUUUUUUGACUUUCAGUAAUAGGGUAAUGGAUGAAAACUUGAAAAAGUAUAGAUUUUUUUUUUGCUGCCGAAGAAAUUGUGCUUUUUAAUUUUAAAAAAAAUUGAGUCUAGGGAAUGAUGUUUCUCUUUGAAUUGUACUUUUUGGGAUACAUCACAGAAAUGAAUCAUUUUUCCAUCAUGGAGUCUGUGUUUGUUUGUGAUUUCUUCAUAUUCUUGUUCUUAUGGAUUGCUCUGCUGCUAUCUUGUGUCGUUCUGGGUUACGGGCAGAUUGGAACUCUGUGAAAGUGUUAGCAGGUUCCUUUGACGGAUUUUAUA